GCAUCGUGAGAAGUGACACGUCUAGACUUUAUUAAUCUAUGCCUGCUCGAUAUCAAAAAUUGUUAGAGAUAACAGUGUGAGUUUAUAAUUGGAUUUCCUUGUCAGGUUUUAAUAGGCUCAUCUGUGCUCUUGCGCAUUGCACUUUUAGUGACACCUGAAAAUGGAGGGUGUGAAAAUUGUGAUGUCUGGUUUUCUCUUGGCGUUCUUAGCCAUUGGACAUUCGGGCGCACUUCAAUGCUUUGUUUGCCAAAAUUGUAAAGAAGUAACACGGGACCACAUUCAAACCUGCAAGCCACCAAGUCCACCCACCAGUUUGCCUAUAACAGUUACGGAACCUCAGCCUGAACCUACAACUACAACACCUGUAGUUAUAACUUCUACAGAACCAAUUAAAACCACUGACGCUUCGAUUACAACAACGGACGCUUUAACUACAACUAAAGAGCCAACUAGUACAACGACGACACCUGAAACAACAACUACAAAUAUUGCGGCUAUAACUACCCCAGAACCUACGACAAGUAUUACCACAACGACCGAAGCUGCAACUGCAGCGACAACCACAACUUCUCAAGCUACUACUACUACAACAGCUGCAGCUACAACUAUGACAACUGAAGCCAUAACUACAACUAUCGAACCUAUUACUACCUCAUCUACCGAGGCCACAAUUACGACCACUUCAGCUGAAACCACGACUGCAGAAGUCACAUCUACAACUACGAAACCUAUUACUAUCACAACGACUGAGGCUACAAUUACGACAACUGCGCCUAUGACUACGACUCCUGAAGCCACAAUUACAACACAAGAACCUACGACAACCAAUUCAGAGGCCACAACUAUAACUACGGCACCUAUAACAUCAUCAUCCACUACGACAAUUGCAGCUACAACUUCGACUACUGAAGCCACAACUACGACAAACGAACCUACGACAGCAACUUCAGUGGCCCCAACUACAACUAUGGAACCAACAAUUACAACUACUGAAGCAGCAAUCACAACUACUGAACCUGCAAUUACAACCACUGAAGCUAUAACUACAACUACGCAACCACCCACUACCACUACUGAAACCAUAACUACAACUACUGCUGCAACUUCUACGACAACAACAACAAAAUCAACAAUCACAACCACAGAACCUACAACAUCAACUGCGGAACCUACUACUACAGUAGCCGCUAUAACUACAUCAGCCGGACCUACAACAGUCAAAUCUACGACCGCAAUACCUGAAUCUACAACUACUAGACCAACAACUGAAGCUACUACCAUAACUAAUGAACCUACAACUGUGCCAACCGAUGCUGUUCCUACAACAUCUGAAGCCUCGAUUACAGCGCAACCUUCCACUACUACCACAAAACCUAUUACUAUGACUAUACUUUCAACUAGAGCAACCGAAGCUACGACUAAAAUAACUGAACCUACAACUAUCGCAUCAGUUGUCACAACUACGAUGACAUCAGAAUUGACGACUGGGGCAGCUCAACCUUCAACUACUUCUGAAGCCACAAUUAUCAUAACAACCCAAGCUACCAUUACUACAACUGAACUUGUAUCUACCACAAGUGAGGUUGAGGCUACUACAUCUGAACUAACAACCACAGCAGCUAAAUCCAUGACUACAAUGACUGAGUUCAUGACUUCGACAUCUGAAGCUGCCGCCAUCACAACUGAAGUUAUCCCGAACACGCAGGAUUCCGAUGUUGCCAGCAGCUUAAGUGCGAAAAGCAGAUUCUACAGGAGCAUACUCGUAAAGCAAAAUCUUAGAGACGACGACGUGCAAGUUCGAUGCGUUGUUACCAGUUACAAGGAUGAAAACGGAGAAGAAAGCAUAGUCCGCGGCUGUUCAUACGACUCAUCAAACACCACAGCCCGUUGCCACGAGACCCUCGGGAGAGAUGACGUGGACCUCGUCCGCUGUACCGUUUGCGAGGACGAUCUUUGUAACUCGGCGGCGACUGCGGCCGUCGCUUUACUACCUUUUGUUUUAGGGUUGUUGAUUAAUUUAUAAAUAAUAUAGUAUACACAGACCACACUAAAUUUACACAAGAAGUAAGUAAAUAUAAUCAAACAUAUAAACGAAGAUGCGCGCCUGAACUCAUUUCAUUUAAGAUUCCAUUUGACGAAUCUGCACGUCGUCGUGAAUGACCCGAACUAUACAGUAGAAACAUUUUUACUUAUUAGAGAUAUCCCUAUUAGUUCCAUAUUCGACGUACAGUCCAGCAAUCUGAAUCCUAGGCCACUAGCUGUCACGACAGUACUCUUAAUUAUACUGUGCCACUGCAGAACCUUUUCAUAGUAAAAGUCAAACUGACUUCUAGUUAUAGCAAAUAAAGCUCAGUGUCAAUCGAAUCGACAGGGUUCUAGAGUGGCCUAAGAUUCUACCUAUAUAAUUGGUUGACUGUAAGUACCUACCGUUUACCGUGAAAACUUAGCGUGGUCCGACUUAAGUUAUGAGUUGCCAGUGAGAUAAUGUUUGCGUGCAUGUAUUUAUUGGAACAAAUGAUAUACCUCUAAUUAAUAUCAUAUUAUUACUCUACUACUGAUACGUGUAAGAACAAAGUCGUACAGACACUUUGAGUUUAAGGUGUCUUAUUUUUUUCCACAUUAUACUUACAAUUUUAUUAGUUAUAUAAUUAGGAAGAGUAUAAUUUGAAUCAUUCUAACAAAAUUGCCAGAGUUGUGUUAUGUAAAGUACAACUGCAAAAUGCAUGCAAAGAUAAUUAGUAUUUAUUGAAAGAAAUAGUACCUAUAGUAUAAAAUAAAGAAUAGAACAGAGCACAGACAUAGAGCUUAAUAACAGCUUAACAACAAUUUGUUAAGCUGUUAUUAAGCUUAGCAUAAGUGUAUGAGUAUAAAAUAUACCAUCAAUUUCAUAUGGAAGUUUCUUGUGGAUGUGUGCACCGGAGUACACUAUGUAUUAGGCAUAUAGGCAUUUUUGUUGUGUUUAUGUGAGCCGCAAAAGUGCUUAUAAACUUAGCAUUUUUGAAAAAUAAUGUUGGUACGGUCGGUCGGUACAUGUGAGUUGUAAAUAUGAAAAUAUGAUUUGCAGUCUUUGAAAUAAGUCUAAGUCUAAAUUGUAGGUUGUAAAUAAGUACCUAACAAAGAAAUAUAUUUUAUACAAAAUGAUAACGUUUGUUUAAUUUUGCACAACAUCCUA
Messenger RNA from Leguminivora glycinivorella, 3172 nucleotides. Its product is annotated as mucin-5AC-like. The record is from RefSeq and is a predicted model, not a curated record. The coding region runs from base 161 to 2023 and encodes 620 amino acids. The transcript has 4 exons. Lineage: Eukaryota; Metazoa; Arthropoda; Insecta; Lepidoptera; Tortricidae.